Molecule: messenger RNA, 501 nt
Organism: Hyposmocoma kahamanoa
Lineage: Eukaryota; Metazoa; Arthropoda; Insecta; Lepidoptera; Cosmopterigidae
Gene: drm
Product: protein drumstick
Exons: 2
Coding region: 280-501 (73 amino acids)
Biological process (GO): embryo development; embryonic pattern specification; embryonic hindgut morphogenesis
Cellular component (GO): nucleus
Molecular function (GO): RNA polymerase II transcription regulatory region sequence-specific DNA binding; DNA-binding transcription factor activity, RNA polymerase II-specific
Source: RefSeq, a predicted model, not a curated record
GGGGUUAUUCUUCCUCAGGCCACUGCUGCUCGAGCUACGUACCAAGCGAGCCAGUUUUUUCUGUCCACCGCAGCGCACGCCACACACUCGUUAAGCCCGUGCCAACACGAGAAGUCGCCACUAAUAAAUUACUGUUUUUUACUCCACACGAACAGUCUCCGCCGCGCUGCCGAGUAAUUUAUACGUAAAAAUAAACAUUAAUCAGCAAUAAUCGCAGCUGGUAGCGCCAGAGCACUUACUGCUAGCCCCGCCCGUCGCAAGCAUCAUAGACCUGACAAAAUGUUCGCCGUGAUGCAAAUCGACGAAGAUCACACCAGGGACUUUAGGCGCAAACUCCGCCAAAAAUGCGAGUUUGUGUGCAAGUUCUGCCAACGUCGGUUCACUAAGUCCUAUAAUCUGAUGAUACAUGAACGCACCCAUAAGAGCCCUGAGCUGUCUUUCAGCUGUGAAGUCUGCGGGAGGAGUUUCAAGCGGCAGGAUAACUUACGUCAGCACAGGUAA